Penaeus vannamei (Pacific white shrimp) is the source of this 1737-nucleotide messenger RNA. The record is from RefSeq and is a predicted model, not a curated record. Lineage: Eukaryota; Metazoa; Arthropoda; Malacostraca; Decapoda; Penaeidae.
GAAAUUAUCGAGGGACUUUUCGAACUCGUCCUCGAUGUUGUUUACAAACGAGAGGAGUCUGUUAGGUUGGGAAGAAAAGGAGGAAUUUACGGUCAAAAUAAGACUAGAAGAUGGAGUCACCUGUUAAGAAUACGUCCGGGGAAUCACCAGACGUGACAGGAGUGUCGCGCUCUGGGAGGGUGAGGAAGAAAUCUUCAAAGUUAGCUGACUUCGAGUCUCCAGAUGAGAUCGACACCAGGUUUAAGCGUAAAACUGACAGGCCGCAAAAAUCACCACAAAAAGGUAGUGAUGUAUAUGAUGAAUCAGAUGGUGAGAUGGAUGAUGACUUACUUGAAGUAAAGGAUGAACCUUUAGAAGUUGAUGACUGGGGAGAUAAUGAUGAUGGCGAUGAAGACGUUGCAGAGGGUGAUGAUAAUGAUGAUGGAGACGAGGGGAAUGACCCCUUGCAUGUUGAUGAUGACUCGACUGAUAUGCCACGAGAAACCUCUAAUUAUAGCCAGGCACAGUCUCUGUAUCUGUCUGAGAAACAAGGGAAAAAGAACAUCAUGCUGAAGGACGGCCAGGUUGUGCAGCGAAAGAAAGCACAGCGCAAGGAUAAGGGAAAAUCAAGAUUCACAGCCUAUAUGUUGUGGGCGAGAGAAAUCAGACCUGGCAUUAUACAAGCAAAUCCCAACAUGGAUUUUUCUGCUGUGAAUAAAAGACUGGGAGAACUAUGGGCAUUAGUACCAACAACCCAGAAAUAUAACUGGAAGCGCCGAGCUAAACGCCUGGCCGCCAAAGGGAAUCAGAAGGGCUCCAUGAUUAGCACAGGCAAGGCUGCCAAACAGUCCCAGAACACAGCCCGCAGCAAUCUCAUCAACAAAGGUGGUGUGAAACCCCAGCAAGUUGUACGCACUUCAGCAAAGCAGUCAGAUGUAGGACCACCAGCACCUACCCAGAAGGCACACACUUCAACACCAAAAGCUAAAAAUAGUUAUGCAAAAUUUAAAUUUGAAAAAAAUAAAACUGGUGGUGGGCCACCGCCUGCACCAAAAGAAAAAGACACCACAGGCAGUCUUAUGGUCAUUCAACAGGAACGAGAUCCCCUUCAUAAUGCGUGGGAUAUGGAUGCAGGCCUACAAGAGCAAGGUGACAACUCCCAAGCUAGAAAUCUUUCUUUUACUUCAAAGACGACUAAUGUAGGUGAAACCAGCCAAGUAACCUCAAGUGAAGUAAUCUGCUGCAGUGACGAUGAUACUGAAUUAGAACUGAUUAGUGGUCCCGUUGGAAAAUCAACAGAAAAAGGAAAGCCCAUCCAUAAGAAACUAAGGGCAAAAACUGAAAAACAGAAAUCCCAAAUUCAAAUCUCAAGUGCUGUUGAAAAUUAUUAUAAACAGAAGAUGGAGUUAGAAACUCAGUUAAGCAAACGAACAUUAGAGCAUUUGGAAGAAUGUCAUCAAGAAAAAAUUCACAUGCUUAGGGCUAAAAGAAUGUUUUGGGAGAAGAAACUGAAGGAGCUGGACUCUUUAAAUCAUUAAAGGCUCUCAUCCUGGCAUCAAGAUUAUGUAUCCAUGUUUUGCAAUCUUUUUCAUUAAUAUAAGUUUCCAGUUUUCUUUCUUUGUGUCACUCAAAUUUGGUUUUGGAUGAAUGCUAUAUUUUAAGGUUAUUUAUUAACUAUAAAUAGUUCAUGACAUACACCUUACUUUAUUUACUUUUAUACCAUCAUACUUAAAAUAUUUGACAAUGUACUUACAAUAA